AUGUCUUAUUUGAGUGCGUCAGAAAAUGUGGGCUUCAGUGGUAUUCCACAAAAUAUAUCAGAGGCAAGUUGUGCUUCUCAGUAUAAGAUGGCAGUCGAGGGUGCCUCCUCGGGGAGCUGUGGUGAAGUGAAUAUGUUCCUACAUGACAACUCUGGAGAUGAACAACCGUACAUUCAUCUCAAUGACAAUUUCUACCCCAAGUUUAAAAUUGAUCCCAACGAAUUAUACACCUUCCAUGAUUCUGAUGUAAUAGCUGGAGAAAUUACUGUCAGCCACACAGAAGACAAUUUUAUGUUCUCCGAUAGUGUUGAUAUUAAGAGUAAGCUGUUAGCAGACAGUCCAAGUAAAGAGCUCGAUCUCAUAGGUGCAUUCACAAAUGGCGAUAUUAAGGAGGAUAUCAAGAAAGAGGUGGUAUCUAAUGGGCAUUAUCCACCAGUGGCCAAGCCGAUUGCAAACUAUAAAGACAGUAAGACUACUCAUACCAAAGUUUUGAAAGUUAAAAAUCAGACUCAGAUGAAGGAGCCUCCUAGGUUGGAAUCGUUUAGUGAACCUCGAAGACUAAGUGUUCAUAGUCCUAAGGCGCAAAGCACUGCCACAGCCCCCUCCUUAUGUGCGAAAACCAGUAUUAAUAGUGCUAGUACUACAAAUAAUGCGAAGACUUCUUCAAAGCUAACUUGUGGGAUGGAGACAUUCUUAGAUGUAUUCAAAAGAGAACAAGGUUUGGUUGAAAAUGCAUCUGCUUUUAUAAAAACUGAGCCAUUAGCACAGCCACCAGCUAAGGUUCCAAUGUCUCCUCCGAAGAAAUCUUCAUCUGGUAAGGGUUCUCAAGCGAAGCCGCGGCGCGGCCGAGGGCCGGCGGUGCACGAGGCGUUGCAGCGGAUACCGGCGGCGAGGCGCGCCGUCCCUCUGCCGAACGACACGUGGCACGCGCCCGGCGAGACACUCUUCCACUGCGGCCCCCUCGGAGACAGACCGCUCGCAUUCCGACAGAUCGAGAGCAGCAGCAGUGAUGAUGAUAAUAUGCCAGAUUUUGCAGAAGCAGGUUGCGUGUCAGCAUGCGUGGAGGAGAGUGCCGCUGAGUCUCGCGGCGCCCGACUAGCGCUGCGCCGCGCGGCGUUACGGCGCCACGUUGCGCGCGCACACGACGCACUAGCCCUCGCCGCGCACCAUAAGAAUCAUCGUGCGCUUGCAUCGUUACUCAAGAAACAGCUGAACAGGCCGGGAUCAUCAGGUCGUCUUCCAACGCAGACUGUAAAUCAUCUGCUCGCACUGCGCGGCAUGCCUUCUGUAUUAACCUCGCAAGAACGGAGGAGACUAAGACAAUCGGGCUGGUCCGGCGGCGAGCCGUCGCUGCGCGAGUGCGGCAGUGCGUCGAGCGCGUGGUGCGCGUGGGAGCGGUGCGAGCAGGGCGCGCUGCCGUGCGCGCGGUACUGCCUGGCGCACGUGACGCGCGCGCCCGACCAGCGCCUGUACGCGGCCUGCGGCGCCGUCUUCGCGGGCGGCGCGCGCUGUAACCAGCCUCUCUUGCCGCUGUCUGACCAUACGCCGCUGUGUGCUGAGCAUGCUUGGAAACGGGACAACUACGACAAGCUAGCCCGCGACUGUCGCCCUAAGAAGGUCCCCCGCAAGCGUCCGUCCCCCCCGGUCCCCCGCGGCCCGCGCCGCGCCAAGCGCAGGCGACGACCGCCCGCGAGACUCCGCCCGCCUACUGCAGAACCACUCACUGCAGAACAAUCACUCUCCGAGCUGAACGUGUGUUCAAACUCGUCAACGUACGAUAGUUCGGAGGAGGCGGCCAUGGGGGCGCUCAGUGAGAGCGAGUAUGUAACUGUCGCCAGCGAUUCUCAUGAGAUGGAAGUAGAAGUCGGCCACGUACCACCGGACGACAUAUUGGAUCCUGCUGUGCUCAGUCAAAUACCCGAUGAAGCGUUCACGGAGUUUUUCAAUCAAGCGGAAGGUGGAGCAGCAUUCGCGGAGAGUUCAGAGCUGGCCGCGGCAUUAGAAGCAGUGUUGGAUGAGCGGGUAUUGGACGAGCGGGUACUAGACGAGCGGGUACUGGACGAGCGGACGCUGGACUCUAUCGCCGACUGUGUGUUCACUCACUCGCCGCACUCGCACUACGCUAAGAACAAGAUGCAGGUCUCCACGUCCCUACCGAUGGAGAUGUCAUCGCGCGUGCCCUCAUAA
Molecule: messenger RNA, 2187 nt
Organism: Spodoptera littoralis (African cotton leafworm)
Lineage: Eukaryota; Metazoa; Arthropoda; Insecta; Lepidoptera; Noctuidae
Source: the annotation of a GenBank genome assembly